Prunus dulcis (almond) is the source of this 1068-nucleotide messenger RNA. RefSeq lists its product as uncharacterized. The transcript is spliced from 3 exons. Lineage: Eukaryota; Viridiplantae; Streptophyta; Magnoliopsida; Rosales; Rosaceae. Bases 1 to 1068 code for a protein of 355 amino acids. The record is from RefSeq and is a predicted model, not a curated record.
AUGAUCAGGUUGAAAGACNAUAACUUCUUGAAGUGGCACUAUCAACUCGAGUAUGUUCUGGAAGGCUACGAUCUCUUUGGCCAUUUUGAUGGCUCGAGCAUUGCACUAUCGAAAUUCGCAAUCUUGGAUGAGAAAGGUUUUACCUCUGAGCUCACCGCAACUUACAAGGACUGGGUGAAGAUCGACAAAGCACUUCUUAGCUUGUUGAUCGCCACUCUAUCUAAUGAUGCGAUCGAAUAUGUCAUCGGUUGCAAGACGGCACAUGAUGCAUGGAUGAAUUUGACGAAUCCAUAUGCCACGGUCUCUCGUGCUCAUUUUCGUAAUCAAUUGCUUANGGCUAAACAAGCUGCUAAGGCAGGGGUUCUUUCUUCNCAUGCACCUAUGGUUGGUAUGCUGAGUCAAUCCACUCNCUUUGUUUCUUCCCAUGCCUUCUCUGGUUCUGGUCAUGGUGAUGGUCUUCUUCCAACUCCUCAAAUGCCUCACACUGGAUAUAUGAGUUCGUAUCCUUUUGUUCAAUCUUCUUCUCAUGCUUUUGGUGAUCGNGGCAAAUUCUCUGGUUCUAGACCUUUUGGUCAUGGUUUUCAAGGCAAGUUUCAAGGUCCUCCUAAGUCUGGUGGUGGUGUUGUUCUUGAGUGUCAAAUAUAUAGUUCUUCGCCACNUGCCUCCCUCACUGCCAUGACGGCUCAAACUUUUUUCUCUCUUGAUUCAGUCUGGAUUGCAGACAGUGAGGCAAAUCAUCACANGGUGCCUCAUAUGACAACAACGGAUUCUGCUUCACAUUGCGCCUCUUUAGAUCAAGUCAGAANGAAAAAUGGGGUAGGUUUGCGCAUUGAUCAUAUUGACAUAGCUCAUAUUCCCAUUGGUUUGUGCAUUGAUCAUAUUGACACAACUCAUAUUCCCACUGCAACUUCUUCCUCUCUUUCUUUAUCUACAGUUUUUCAUGUUCCUCCACUCACGAAAAAUCUUUUGUAUGUGUAUCACUUCUGCCGUGAUAAUAAUUGCCCUAUGAUUUUUGAUCAAUUUGGAUUUUCUAUACAGGACAAAGUCACCAACAGGGUUCUCUUCUAA